This is a messenger RNA of Tripterygium wilfordii, 2246 nucleotides long. RefSeq names its product CDK5RAP1-like protein. Gene Ontology annotation, cellular component: mitochondrion; cytosol. The record is from RefSeq and is a predicted model, not a curated record. Gene Ontology annotation, biological process: tRNA modification; negative regulation of cyclin-dependent protein serine/threonine kinase activity. Bases 46 to 1920 code for a protein of 624 amino acids. The transcript has 3 exons. Lineage: Eukaryota; Viridiplantae; Streptophyta; Magnoliopsida; Celastrales; Celastraceae. Gene Ontology annotation, molecular function: 4 iron, 4 sulfur cluster binding; tRNA-2-methylthio-N(6)-dimethylallyladenosine(37) synthase activity.
CAUCCUAGUCCUGACGAAGCGAGGCGCACCGCACAACAGAGUUCGAUGGCAUCCUCUCUAUCGUCCUCCCUCUCUGCAAUCCUUUACCAACCUCACUGUGCUCUGCGACUCAGAAUCCAUGGAAGAUACUUUCGCUAUUCUACUGUGAGGCUCCUCUCCUCAGAUAACUACGCAUCAUAUUGCAAUUUGGCGACACGGCAGCGCAAUAGUAGGAGAUUCUCUGUCAAUCUAUCCAAGAAUGUGUCGCAAUCUCACCUCUGUUUCUCCACCGCCGCCACUUCGGAGGGCCCGAGUCUUCGGGACUUCAUUACUCAAGCUGCUCUUGUCACGCCCCAAACCAACCCCGACACUGUACCAGCUUCUGAAGUUGUAAAAAGAGGUCGAAUAUAUCAUGAAACGUAUGGAUGCCAAAUGAAUAUUAAUGACAUGGAGAUUGUUUUAUCUGUAAUGAAGAAUGCCGGAUAUGAUGAAGUUAUGCCGAAUCCUGAGAGUGCUGAGAUCAUCUUCAUCAAUACCUGUGCAAUUAGGGACAAUGCUGAACAAAAAGUAUGGCAGAGACUUAAUUAUUUUUGGUUUCUAAAAAGGCACUGGAAGAGCAAUGUCGCUACUGGAAGGUCCAAAUCUCUACACCCUCCAAAGGUAGUUGUAUUGGGAUGCAUGGCUGAGAGGUUAAAGGAAAAGAUACUUGAUGCAGAUAAGAUGGUCGAUGUGGUCUGUGGGCCUGAUGCUUACAGGGACUUGCCCCGAUUAUUAGACGAGGUAGAUUAUGGUCAAAAGGGUAUCAAUACCCUUCUAUCUCUUGAAGAGACUUAUGCUGAUAUAAGUCCAGUUCGAAUCUCCAAAAAUUCAGUUACCGCAUUUGUCUCGGUGAUGCGGGGUUGCAAUAAUAUGUGCUCGUUUUGCAUUGUUCCCUUUACCCGAGGCAGAGAACGAUCACGCCCUGUCGAUUCAAUAGUAAAGGAGGUGGCAGAACUUUGGAAAGAAGGUGUGAAGGAGGUAACGCUCUUGGGCCAGAAUGUGAAUAGCUAUAAUGAUGCAUCUGGCACUGAGAAGGAAGUUGAACCAGGAACAAAUUGGCAAUAUGCCGAAGGCUUUUCCAGCAUAAGCAAGGUGAAGACAAUGGGUUUACGUUUUGCUGAUCUUUUAGAUAGACUGUCUACAGAAUUUCCAGAUAUGCGGUUUAGAUUCACAUCCCCACAUCCUAAAGAUUUCCCUGAUGAGUUACUGUAUUUGAUGCGAGACAGGCAUAACAUUUGCAACCUCAUCCAUUUACCUGCACAGUCAGGGAAUAGCACUGUUCUUCAAAGAAUGCGCCGGGGUUAUACUAGAGAGGCAUAUCUUGAUCUUGUGCAAAAAAUUAGGAGAAUUGUUCCAGAUGUGGCGUUGACCAGUGAUUUCAUAUGUGGUUUCUGUGGAGAAACGGAGGAAGAGCAUGCAGACACACUAAGUCUUAUAAAAACUGUUGGAUAUGAUAUGGCAUUUAUGUUUGCUUAUAGCAUGAGAGAGAAAACCCAUGCUCAUAGGAACUAUGCUGAUGAUGUUCCUGAGGAUGUUAAGCAGAGGAGGCUGACAGAACUCAUUGAGACUUUCCGUGGGAGUACAGGUCAGUUCUAUGACUCCAAGGUUGGCACUGUCCAACUUGUGUUGGUUGAGGGGUCCAACAAGAGAGCUCCAGAGACCGAGCUUAUUGGCAAAAGUGAUAGAGGCCAUAGAGUCUCAUUUACCAACAUGGCAUUGCCACUUCGGUAUGAGGAUAAUACUAGUUCACGCAAUCCAAUAGUUGGUGAUUUUGUUGAAGUUCGUAUAUUGAAAUCUACUCGAGCAUCACUCUCAGGGGAGGCACUUGCCAUAACUAAAUUGAGCUUAUUCUACAAUGACAUGGAUGAAGAAGCAUUUGUCGCCAGUGCAAGCAGCAGUUGAAAUCUACAUUCAUUCUCAACAUGGAAGCAACUUCUUGAUGCUAGAUCAAAGAUGUUGUGUGUAAAUAUAUGCAUGUGUAUUGUGUAGCUCUUCUCAUUAAAGUGGUAGAAACAGAGAAGGUUAUGGUACAAAUGUCAAGAUGGCACGCGGCGACUACUUGGACUACUCAGUCGUACUGCAUUUUUGUAUUUCAGUGUUAUGGCGUGACAUUUGCAGUAUUUUUACUGCCUAGCCUUAUAAGCUUAUAGAGAUUACUGUUAAUGUGAAUUUUGCUGCUGUAGGAUUUUGAACUGAUUCGUUUCAUGAAGGGUUGUUGUUCCCCCCUA